UCGUGGAAAUUUUCGAUCAGCUGUGGUUUUUUAUUUUUACAUUGCAGCAGAUCUGGGUUAUUCUCUUGAGAUCUUAUCAGUUUUUUUUGUGGCUUGCAGUUUUAAGUUGGCUUUCGGAUUCCGUUCCGUCGAUCGAGCUAGCGUAAACUUAUACUGAGGAAGAUGCUGCGCUGCGUGCAGUCCGCGCGACUGCAUCCCGUCAGCUCGCUGCGCAGCGUGCAGUCGUUCCUGUGGAACUCUGAUUCGUCCGUCUCCCGCUCGCUGGGCACCAGCCCGUCGCAGCAGGCGCUGCUGGACAAAGUUGCUGCCUUCCGGAAGGAGUCGUUGCGGUUGGCGUCGUCGGAGAAGAAGCAGAAAUGCAGCGAGAAAGAAACGUUCGACCUGCACAGUCCGUGCGCGCCCAGCGUCAGCUACGAAGCGGGCUGGAUGGACGGGCUGCGACGCGGCUUCGCUGGCAGCGUCGGCAGGACUCCUCUGAUACGUCUGAAUAAACUCAGCGAAGAAACAGGUUGCGACAUUCUGGCCAAAGCGGAGUACGCCAACGCCGGCGGAUCGGUGAAAGAUCGGGCCGCGCUGUUCCUGCUGCUGGACGCCAUCGAGAAGGGACAGAUCGGGCCCGGCGGCACCGUCGUCGAGGGCACCGCCGGCAACACCGGCAUCGGACUGGCCCACGUCUGCCUGGCGCUCGGCCUCAAAUGCGUCAUCUACAUGCCCAACAACCAGUCCGCCGAGAAGAUUGACAUCCUGCGGACGUUGGGCGCGGAAGUGACGACCGUCCCCGUGGUGCCGUGGUCGGACGAGAACAACUACAACCACCAGGCGCGCCGCUACGCCGAGAAGCUGGAGAACGCCGUGUGGACCAACCAGUUCGACAACACGGCCAACCGGCGCGCGCACCAGGAGACCACCGGGCCGGAGAUCUGGAAGCAGACCUCCGGGAAGGUGGACGCCGUCGUCUUCGGCACCGGCACCGGCGGCACCAUCUCCGGCGUGGGGACCUUCCUGAAGGAGCGCAGCCAGGACAUCCAGGUCGUCCUGGCCGAUCCGCAGGGCAGCGUCCUCUACAAGUGGUUCAAGGAGGGCAAGCUGGAGCGGACGGAGGGCGUGGGUGCCGGGGGGAGCAUCACCGAGGGCAUCGGUCAGGGGCGGGUGACCAAGAACCUGGAGGGGGCGCCCAUCGAUGACGCCAUCGUCGUCACGGACGACGCCGUUAUCAACUACACAUUCCGGUUGCUGCACGAGGAGGGCUUCUUCUGCGGGGCCUCCACCGGCCUGAACGUGGCCGCCGCCGUGGAGGUGGCGCGCCGGCUGGGCCCGGGCAAGACCGUCGUGACGUGCCUGUGCGACACCGGCCACAAGUACUACAAGCGCCUCUUCAACCGCGAGGCCCUGACGAAGGCUCAAUUACUGGAUUACGUCCCGGAGAAGUACCGCGCAGCCCUGGCGUAAAUGGAAGUUUAUUUUGGCUUUCCAUCUUUUUUUUACAGAGGACUAUGAAGCUUUACGGAGAUUUUAUUACAGCAAGAGGCAUUCGUUAGUUUUUACUCACCGGGAAAAUUAAUAUCGUCCGGCUGUGGCUGGCAGAUUAGCGUUUUAUUGAUUUUAAAAGGAAUAAAAAUUCAUCGGAAGAAUGA
Molecule: messenger RNA, 1634 nt
Organism: Paramacrobiotus metropolitanus
Lineage: Eukaryota; Metazoa; Tardigrada; Eutardigrada; Parachela; Macrobiotidae
Exons: 8
Coding region: 163-1449 (428 amino acids)
Cellular component (GO): cytoplasm
Molecular function (GO): cysteine synthase activity
Source: RefSeq, a predicted model, not a curated record